Messenger RNA from Coregonus sp. 'balchen', 20694 nucleotides. Lineage: Eukaryota; Metazoa; Chordata; Actinopteri; Salmoniformes; Salmonidae. The record is from the annotation of a GenBank genome assembly.
CCCAGAGACCAGCCCAGACUGAUUCAGAGCAGCCAGACAGGCAGCGCGUUGUGCAUCCAGAGAGGUGGAGAGGCGAGCAGGGCCACAGCCGGAGGGAGACUCAUGGGCUAUGGGGGCCAUGGUGACCUAGCGUAAAUGGCUAUUCCUCAGCACAGCUUGGUGCCAGUGUCUGCUGCUCAACCCUACUCCUCCCCCUUUCUCUCCUCCUCCUCCUCCUGUGUCCCUGCCCCCUGCUGUGCCCCAUUGCUGUUCGUCCCUGGCACUGCCUUCUGCUCUGCCCCGGCACUGCCCCUGUCGUGCUGCAGCCAUGGUGGCCAGCCUGUGGAAGCUGGUGCGGGGCGUCAGGCAACUGGAGCUCCAUCGCCUCAUCUUGGCGCUCAUCGUCUUCUGCCUCCUCUCCAUGGCCUUCCUGGCCUACUACGUCAGCAACAGCCCCAAGAUCAAGGAGGCCCCCCCGCUGCCCUUCGGUGACUGUCGGGGGGUGCCGGCGGCUGUAGGAGGUGGAGGUGGGCAGCAGGCGCCCCUCUUCCUGCCUCACUCGGGUCGGCUGCGCCAGGUGAAGGCCAUGGACAACUCUCGUACGGACCCAGUGGUGCUGGUGUUUGUAGAGAGCAUCUACUCUCAGCUGGGCCAGGAGAUCGUAGCCAUCCUUGAGUCCAGCCGCUUCAGCUACCGCACCGAGAUCGCCCCGGGGAAGGGAGACAUGCCCACGCUGACGGAGCGCAACCGCGGCCGCUACGCCCUGGUCAUCUACGAGAAUUUGCUGAAGUACGUCAACCUGGACGCCUGGAACCGCGACCUGCUGGACAAGUACUGUGUGGAGUACAGUGUAGGCAUCAUCGGCUUCUUCAAGGCCAAUGAGAACUCACUGCUCAGCGCCCAGCUUAAGGGCUUCCCGCUCUUCCUGCACUCCCACCUGGGCCUGAGGGACUACCGCAUCAACCACAACGCACCUCUGCUCUACAUCACCAGACCAAACGAGGUGGAGCAGGGCCCCCUGCCCGGGGACGACUGGACCGUGUUCCAGUCCAACCACUCCACUUACGAGCCUGUCCUCCUGGCCAGCACCAAGUCCUCUGACGCCCUGGCCCACCUGGGGCCGCUCAGUGCUAUGCACGCCACUGUGGUCCAGGACCUGGGGCUCCACGACGGCAUCCAGAGGGUCCUGUUUGGAAACAACCUGUCCUACUGGCUGCACAAGCUGGUGUUUGUGGAUGCCAUCGCCUACCUGACGGGCAAGCGGCUCUGCCUCUCGCUGGAGCGCCACUUGCUGGUGGACGUGGAUGAUAUCUUUGUGGGCAAGGAGGGCACCCGCAUGAAGGUGACCGACGUAGAGGUGGGUUCACACUCUCUCUUUCUUUCUCUCACACACUCCCUCACUGCUGUCACAGUAGGCCUGUAUGUGUGGCUCAAUUACUCUGCCUACUGUAGGUACACUGUCAGUGGUAAUUAAGAUUGUAUAAAGAUGUAUUAUUAAGGACGCAUAAAAACUAAAUAGGCUAUUCCAAAGAGGACGAUUAUUCAGCCUGUUACCUUAACAAGUAUAGAUGUUUCUGUUAAAGCAACCUUGUGAUUUACCACUUAGUCUUUAGGAAAGUGCUUCUUUCCUACUCCGCGCAUCAUGGGACACAUAUUGAUUUCCAAUGGGAUUCUCCAUAAUGUGUGACUUGCUUCUAAGGCAAGGCCUAACAAAGGCUAGCAUUUAUUAGGAUGAAUCUCAACAGGAUUUGUGUGUUCUGCCAUUAGUCUCUUAAGUAUUUUAUCUGGUUGUUAGCAUGCUACUGUGUCUAAUAGGCCUGAUUUUACUUGUGUUCACUUCACUUUGAGAAAACCACCACUGGACGACUUUAAGCCUUUUCCAGUCUUAACCAAAGCCUCAUUUGAAGUGACAAAAACAGAUGCGUGAGAGUCUCCAGUACAUCACAGCUCUCAUAAUGGGUUUUCUCUACCCUCUCUAUAGCUGAACACACUUAACCCGCGUCAGCAGUUUGCAAUGCAGAAAAGCGAGCCACGUCGCCUGGAGGGCCACUCUGACAAAUGCAUCAAACUAAAUUAACACAAUUAAUGGGAAAUAUUAGGAGGAUUAAUUAGGCUUUUGCACUGACAACAGGGAUGUAGUUUAGAGAGUAAUAGGUAGCGGGACAAGGGGGCGAACUUGUCGCUUCAGCAAAAAGGGACCUGGUCGCUCCGAGCGUGUCGCCUUCCCCGGGAGUGAAAGGGGGCGGGCGAGGUGGAGUGCUCCCAUGAGUCAAUCAGCAAGUUAAUGAGCCUGUCAUCAAUUCAGCCUGACAAGGUUUGAACCAGGCGGUUGCAUAAGUAAGGGCAUAUGGAGGGAGAAAAGUACUGUUGGCACCGCCACAGUGUUUAGUCAUCACACCACCGAUGAGACGUUUCGGGUUAAUUGCUCUUGUGGAAAUUGUAUGACUAAUAGACCAUUUGAUGUUUCAGGCAGCCAAGACAGGUACAUGCAUGCUCUUGAGGCCAUCGCUUAACAGAGAAAACAACAUUACAUUACAGGGAUAUGUAUUCAUUGUGGAGCACAGAAUAGAACAGCCAAGGAAGUGUAGUCAGAAGAAUGGCCCAUUUAGAUUUUUUCACCUCAAUCUUCUGAACAGAAGUGGUCCUCCCUGAAAGGAAUUAGCCUGCUUGGUCUCUAGAGAAUCAAGUCAAUGGAACCUCUUACCGCUUUCUAAUGUGUUAAAGAUGCUGAAAUAUAUUAGAUGACUUUUCAAAUAAUGUUUUCACAAGGGCUGGGAAUUGCCAGGGACCUCAUGAUAAUAUCACAAUACUUAAGUGCCAAUACGUUAUACACUGCUCAAAAAAAUAAAGGGAACACUAAAAUAACACAUCCUAGAUCUGAAUGAAUGAAAUAAUCUUAUUAAAUACUUUUUUCUUUACAUAGCUGAAUGUGCUGACAACAAAAUCACACAAAUUAUCAAUGGAAAUCAAAUUUAUCAACCCAUGGAGGUCUGGAUUUGGAGUCACCCUCAAAAUUAAAGUGGAAAACCAUACUACAGGCUGAUCCAACUUUGAUGUAAUGUCCUUAAAACAAGUCAAAAUGAGGCUCAGUAGUGUGUGUGGCCUCCACGUGCCUGUAUGACCUCCCUACAACGCCUGGGCAUGCUCCUGAUGAGGUGGCGGAUGGUCUCCUGAGGGAUCUCCUCCCAGACCUGGACUAAAGCAUCCGCCAACUCCUGGACAGUCUGUGGUGCAACGUGGCGUUGGUGGAUGGAGCGAGACAUGAUGUCCCAGAUGUGCUCAAUUGGAUUCAGGUCUGGGGAACGGGCGGGCCAGUCCAUAGCAUCAAUGCCUUCCUCUUGCAGGAACUGCUGACACACUCCAGCCACAUGAGGUCUAGCAUUGUCUUGCAUUAGGAGAACCCAGGGCCAACCGUACCAGCAUAUGGUCUCACAAGGGGUCUGAGGAUCUCAUCUCGGUACCUAAUGGCAGUCAGGCUACCUCUGGCGAGCACAAGGAGGGCUGUGCGGCCCCCCAAAGAAAUGCCACCCCACACCAUGACUGACCCACCGCCAAACCGGUCAUGCUGGAGGAUGUUGCAGGCAGCAGAACGUUCUCCACGGCGUCUCCAGACUCUGUCACGUGCUCAGUGUGAACCUGCUUUCAUCUGUGAAGAGCACAGGGCGCCAGUGGCGAAUUUGCCAAUCUUGGUGUUCGCUGGCAAAUGCCAAACGUCCUGCACGGUGUUGGGCUGUAAGCACAACCCCCACCUGUGGACGUCGGGCCCUCAUACCACCCUCAUGGAGUCUUUUUCUGACCGUUUGAGCAGACACAUGCACAUUUGUGGUCUGCUGGAGGUCAUUUUGCAGGGCUCUGGCAGUGCUCCUCCUGCUCCUCCUUGCACAAAGGCGGAGGUAGCAGUCCUGCUGCUGGGUUGUUGCCCUCCUAUGGCCUCCUCCACAUCUCCUGAUGUACUGGCCUGUCUCCUGGUAGCGCCUCCAUGCUCUGGACACUACGCUGACAGACACAGCAAACCUUCUUGCCACAGCUCCCAUUGAUGUGCCAUCCUGGAUGAGCUGCACUACCUGAGCCACUUGUGUGGGUUGUAGACUCCGUCUCAUGCUACCACUAGAGUGAAAGCACCGCCAGCAUUCAAAAGUGACCAAAACAUCAGCCAGGAAGCAUAGGAACUGAGAAGUGGUCUGUGGUCACCACCUGCAAAACCAGUCCUUUAUUGGGGGUGUCUUGCUAAUUGCCUAUAAUUUCCACCUGUUGUCUAUUCCAUUUGCACAACAGCAUGUGAAAUGUAUUGUCAAUCAGUGUUGCUUCCUAAGUGGACAGUUUGAUUUCACAGAAGUGUGAUUGACUUGGGAUUACAUUGUGUUGUUUAAGUGUUCCCUUUAUUUUUUUGAGCAGUAUAUAUUGCGAUUCUCACUAUUCUACAUGUAUUGCGAUUCGAUACUGGGAUUUUGUGAUUUGAUGUUCCAAACAUAUUGCUCACUAUUUGUCUGCUGCAGAGAGACAGAAUCGAGCAUUAGAAAAUUAGUUUUGAUCAGUCAUGUAAAUAAGUGCUGAAAACAUGUUGGCUCACUAUUUACAAAGAAGAUGGAGAACAAGCUAUAGGAUGAAAAAUACCAGCGUUUUAGCGCAGGUACAGCCGACUAGCGAAAGCCAAUGCUACCUAGCAACAAAAAAAAACUAUUUUCCACCACAGUAUAUUGAUCCGGACAGUUGUCUUGUGCAGCAUUAAGCUAUUGCCAUUUGAAGUGAAAUCACCUAAAUUCUCUACUAAAGUGGGUGUAAAAAGCAUGUUAAACAUGAAUGGCUCUUCAGGGACCAUGUUACUCACCUGUAGUUCAUUGCAAACGACCAUGUUGAUCCUAUUAACAUUUGAGGUGUGACAAAGUGGUUAAAUUGCAUUUUUUUUCCGCCUGCCCUGACAUGGUGUAAAACAUUGUGGUCGUUGCCAUGUAGGCUCGACUUUAUUUACCUCAGUGUUGUCUAACUACCACUACCACCUGGCCUCUGGUUGAGCAAAGCAGCUUUAAUCACCUCAAGCAGUUGUGAGGCGAGUAGCAGGGCACAAACAAGGCAUGGCUAAUGGACCACUAAUCUUGUUUAUUAUUCUCACUCUGGGUGCAGCCUCAACACUGCACUGACUCUUAAGCACUAAAGCUGAUUUCCACACACACACACACACACACACACACAGACCACGCACAUACAUGCAUACCCACGUUCACUUUUCUAUGGUAUGUUAGAUACGGUUGACUCCUGCAUCUCCACUAUAUUCUACUUGCUUUAGAUGGUUGAAUUAACAUGCAGUGCCCUUGGAGUGCUGCCAUAAUCACUCUGGUUGGAUGGGUACUCGCUCACUUUAGCAUCUCAAACAGGCAUUUCUAUAUCUCUGUCCAUAGGUAAAUGGCAGCUGAUGUUUGUCAUUGACCAUGUUCUCUCAUCCUCCUCCUAUAAUGCAGGCCUGGGCCAGGUAGGAGUCCUGGACAUGUUGAUGGCAUAGGACAGGGGUUCCCAAACCUUUUCACUCUGGGGCCCCCCUUCCAGCAUUGGGGAACACCACUAUUUCUAUGGGCACAAGCACUGUUUAUGACAAACUGUUCACACUCCUCUUGUUGGUGCAGGUUUAAAGCUUAUUUCCUGCAAUUGUACACAUUUUGUCAUGGGGUGCAAAGAAAAUAUUACAGUUUUAAAGCAAAUUGUCUUGCAAUUCCAUACAUUUUGGCGUGUCUAAUGUGUAAUCAUGUGAUAUUUGAGUGACAAAAAAAUUACAACAAUAUCUAUGGGCAAAAAUAUAUAUAUAUAUAUAUAAAAACGUUAGCUGACAUUUCUGACAAGUUAUAAAUAGCUCUCUAAGGUAUGCAAUGACUAACAUGACUGAUAAUGCACCACCCAAUUUCGAAAUUGCACUUUGUGCAUUCUGGGGGGGGGGGAUCCCCGUACCCCCGUCGACCCCUGGGGCGCACCCCACAGUUUGGGAACCACUGGUCUAGGGUAUGGUCAGUCAAUGCCCAGAGGCUUGAGUCAGAUCAUCACUGCAGGGUGAGGCUUUUAAGCCAGCCCGGGCAUUCACAAUGUCCUUCGAUUUUGUUUCUAAAGACAUGGAAAAAUUAAAGGAUAUUGAGGUCAGUGAUCUGUAGGCAUCCAUUUGAUAAGGCAAUCGAAGAGGAAAUACAAAGAGCUCUUCUCACCUCCUUGUCGGCUCUCUGUACUCGGCACAGACGGUGAAGAUCAGUUGCCAUGGUGACUGACUAACUAGGGCACCUGACCGACCCUUAUGCCCCCACCCCUCUGUCUGUCUGCCCUUCUGCCCACCCCAGCCCUCCUUACCCUGACCCCUCUUUACCAGGCUGGCACAAAGGUAAGUGUGGGCCCACAGGACAUCAACUAGGCAUUUGCUCCAUACCACAUCCCCCUGUCCAGUAGCCCCUCUCUCCCUUCUUCUCAGUAACACUGAAGGCCUUUUGAAAGACGAUCGGUUGUUGUGGUGCUGGAAGAGACAGUUCAGUUACUGAUCACUGCAUGUCAUCAGACAUGAAUUAUCGCUUGAUGUGUCUGUGGGGACGCUCUUGUCUCUCCAUCAGCAAACCUCAGGUCCUAGGCAGCCAAUACUGAGACAUGGAUCAUAUUGCGCACACACACACACAGACCGCACACACACACACACAGACCGCACACACACACACACACACAGACCGCACACACACACACAGACAACCCAAACACUCACACACACUCAUCCUAAUCGGCAAGGAAAACAAAGUGUGUGCACACAUGCUCAAGGACAUCAGUCCCCCUUUAAAUAAGUCAGCGAUUGCAUCUCUUAUCAGGUACAGCCGCUAUCGCUCUCUCCGAGGUAAAGUGCAGCUCUGGGUUGAUUUGUGGAGGCAGAGUAGCUAUCUCUUUUCCAUCCUAUGAGUUGUGUACGGAUGCUGCUGUAAUCAUCUGAUAUAGCUGAUAAAGUGUGAAGGUUUGGGGAAUUUGUUGAACAGGACUCUGUGGGUUUGCUUUGCAAUCCCAUUCCAAAAUGUACAAUAAUCCCAACAUGUGCUCAUUCUUUCACCCUUGUGGCAACCGUAGAUAUGGUUCUGUUUUUAUUCCAUGUCCUCCCACUGUCUGCAUUCUUGACUUGAAUGAUGCAUCUGCAUUUUGUUAUGUCCAAGAGUUAUUUCACCAUCUAGUGGUUAAGAAAACAAUAAUAAAAACAACAUUAUAGUUUUUAAAGCUAAUAACUGCAAUUGUGAAUAUAAUUCACAUUCCUCUGUCAUGUCGUCGUUUGCAGGCCUUGCUCAAUACUCAAAACAAGCUGCGAACGCUGGUCCCUGAUUUCACCUUCAACCUCGGCUUCUCUGGAAAGUUCUACCACACAGGUGAGAGAGCAUCUCGAAGUGAAAACACAAAACAUACCCUGUGCUAGACAAUCUCACUGUAGAUUUUGAGUUGGAUAGUGUCAUUGAGAAACUCCCCGUACCCAUCAUUCCCUCCCCUCUCCUCCCUCCCCUCUGCUUCCUUUCCCUCCCCCUCCAGGCACAGAUGAGGAGGACCGGGGAGAUGACAUGCUGCUAAGACACAGAAAGGAGUUCUGGUGGUUCCCCCACAUGUGGAGUCACAUGCAGCCCCACCUGUUCCACAACGUCAGUGUGCUGGCUGAACAGAUGAGGCUCAACAUGCUGUUUGCCCAGGUGAGUGGGCCUCCAGUCUGUCGAUACCAAACAUCCUAAUCAUACAAUAACUCUCUAGUAAGAUGUAUGCUGUAGUUAUGGCCGUGUUGAUCCAGAUGGUGAGUGGUAAUUGGAUUCCUGGAUGCUGGACAUUGUAGAUGUUUCCUUGCUCGCGAUUACAUUGGCAUUUCAGAUGCACAAUAAACCACUGUAACAUGGCUCCCAGACAUUGGUGCUAAAGAUGCCCCGAAGGCUGCCUUGUUGAUGUAGUGAGUGGCAUUGGGAGUCAGGGGCCUGGGCCCAGCGAGCAGACGGUGUCAGUGGAUGUGUGUGUGAGGUGAAUACCAACCAACACCACGUCCCCUCUCAGUAAUCCCUGCUGCCAUACAGCUGUCCUUGCUGGCUGACAGUGACGGACGGAAUUUCUGAGUGGUCAGGGGAGAGAGGGUCCUUCAAACAGCUCUCCUUAGCUUCUCCUUAGCAAGGAUACACCGUCUCAACUGAGCUGAACAAACACCAGUCCCUUAUGCAUUCCCAACACUGUGUUCUGCCAGCGAGGGGCACAGUGGCACGGUACCACCAUACAUUGAGUUUUGGAUGCAUUUUUGUUAGUCUCUAAAGGAUGUAGGCUCCUGCUGAGCUUCCUGACUGUUUCUUAUUUAGCAGUUUGUGGAGUGGUCUGUGGACAGAGCAGGGCUAUGUUGCCCUCCAGUGGAGGAGCUGCACAUUCUUUUUUUCUGCUGCGUGUUUGUUUUGAAGCAGACGGUGACUCAUUCAUGGUUCAAUACAAUUGCCAUUUCAUCACGUUUGUUAUUGCAAUUUGUUCUGGGUGUCCUCUCCUGUCCCUAGACACUACUAACAUCCAUCUGUCUCUCACUCUCUCUUCCUGUCCAGGAGCAUGGAAUCCCUACAGACAUGGGCUAUGCUGUGGCCCCCCACCACUCGGGGGUCUACCCUGUCCACAGCCAGCUGUAUGAGGCCUGGAAGUCAGUGUGGGGCAUCAAGGUGACCAGCACAGAGGAGUACCCCCACCUCAGACCUGCCCGCUACCGCAGGGGAUUCAUCCACAGUGGCAUCCAGGUCAGUCUAUUGUUAGUCAUGGCAGUCAAUCUGUUUAUUAAGUGAUGCUAGAAAUAGCAAAUCAUUCAGGGGUUAAAGUACACUACAUGGCCAAAAGGACACCCCUUCAAAUUAGUGGCUUCGGCUAUUUCAGCCACACCCGUUGCUGACAGGUGUAUAAAAUCGAGCAUACAGCCAUGCAAUCUCCAUAGACAAACAUUGGCAGUAGAAUGGCCCGUACUGAAGAGGUCAGUGACUUUCAACAUGGCACCGUCAUAGGAUGCCACCUUUCCAACAAGUUCGUCAAAUGUCUGCCCUGCUAGAGCUGCCCCGUCAACUGUAAGUGCUGUUAAUGUGAAGUGGAAACAUCUAGGAGCAACAACGGCUCAGCCGCAAAGUAGUAGGCCACACAAGCUCACAGAACGGGACCGCAGUGCUGAAGCGCGUUGUGCUUAAAAAUCGUCUGUCCUCGGUUGCAACACUCACUACCGAGUUCCAAACUGCCUCUGGAAGCAACGUCAGCACUAUUCGUCGGGAGCUUCAUGAAAUGGGUUUCCAUGGCUGAGCAGCCACACACAAGCCUAGCAUCACCAUGUGCGAUGCCAAGCAUCGGCUGGAGUGGUGUAAAGCUCGCCGCCAUUGGACUCUGGAGCAGUGGAAACGCGUUCUCUGGCGUGAUGAAUCACACUUCACCAUCUGGCAGUCCGACGGACGAAUCUGGGUUUGGCGGAUGCCAGGAGAACGCUACCUGCCCGAAUGCAUAGAUAGUGACAACUGUAAAGUUUGGUGGAGGAGGAAUAAUGGUCUGGGGCUGUUUUUCAAUGGUUCGGGCUAGGCCCCUUAGUUCCAGUGAAGGGAAAUCUUAAUGCUACAGUAUCCAAUUACAUUCUACACGAUUCUGUGCUUCCAACUUUGUGGUAACAGUUAGGGGAAGGCCCUUUCUUGUUUCAGCAUGACAAUGCCCCCGUGCACAAAGCGAGGUCCAUACAGAAAUGGUUUGUCGAGAUUGGUGUGGAAGAACUUGACUGGCCUGCACAGAGCCCUGACCUCAACCCCAUCGAACACCUUUGGGAUGAAUUGGAACACCGACUGCGAGCCAGGCCUAAUCGCCCAACAUCAGUGCCCGACCUCACUAAUGGUUUUGUGGCAGCAAUGUUCCAACAUCUAGUGGAAAGCCUUGCCAAAAGAGUGGAGGCUGUUAUAGCAGCAUAUGGGGGACCAACUCCAUAUUAAUGCCCAUGAUUUUGAAAUGAGAUGUUCAGGUGUCCACAUACUUUUGAUCAUGUAAUGUAUAAUUAAAUAGAUGUCCUUCCAAAAUAUUAUAAUUAAGGAUGUUAAAAAGCAGCUUUUCUGCUUUUCUGCCUCUGCUUGGCCUGUUAGGAAACAACAGAGUGGUUUGGGUGUAUGCUAAUAUUAGCUAACUAUAUAUAAAUGCCUGGAGCAUUUCAAUUUUGGAGAAUCUCUUAUAAAAUGGGUCAAAAUCAUGUAUAGUAACCCUAGGUGUAAAAUAGUAAAUAAUGGCUAUUUCUCAGAAAGUUUUAAACUGUCAAGAGGAGUGAAACAAGGUUGUCCACUAUCGGCAUAUCUAUUUAUUGUGGCCAUCGAGAUGUUAGCUAUUAAAAUCAGAUCCAAUAAUAAUAUCAGAGGAUUAGAAAUACAGGGCUUAAAAACAAAGGUGUCAUUGUACGCUGAUGAUUCAUGUUUUCUUUUAAAUCCACAACUAGAAUCCCUCCACAGCCUCAUAGAGGAUCUAGAUACAUUUUCUAACCUCUCUGGAUUACAAGCAAAUUAUGACAAAUGUACUAUAUUGCGUAUUGGAUCACUAGAAAAUACAAUUUUUACAUUACCAUGUAGUUUACCAAUAAAAUGGUCUGAUGGUGAUGUGGAUAUACUCGGAAUACAUAUCCCAAAGGAAAUAAAUGAUCUCACUUCAAUAAAUUUGAAUAGAAAGUUAGCAAAAAUAGAUAAGAUCUUACUACCAUGGAAAGGAAAAUACCUGUCAAUUUGUGGAAAAAUCACCCUGAUUAAUUAUUUAAUAUUAUCCCAGUUUACCUAUUUGCUUAUGGUUUUGCCUACGCCUAGCGAACAGUUUUUUAAAAUUAUAUGAGAAAAAAAUAUUCAAUUUUAUUUGGAACGGCAAGCCAGACAAAAUUAAAAGAGCAUAUUUAUAUAAUGAAUAUGAAUUCGGAGGACAGAAAUUAUUAAAUAUUAAAGCAUUAGACCUAUCACUAAAAGCUUCAGUCAUACAAAAGUUAUACUUAAAUCCGAACUGGUUCUCAAGCAAAUUAGUAAGAUUGUCUCACCCAAUGUUCAAGAAAGGCCUUUUUCCCUUUAUUCAGUUUCCAACCUCUCACUUUCAGUUAUUUGAAAAGGAAAUAAUCUCCCAAAUGUCACUAUUUCUAAAACAAGCCAUAGAAAGUUGAUUGCAAUUUCAAUUUAAUCCUCCAGAAACGACAGAACAAAUAAUGCAACAAAUAUUGUGGUUAAAUUCAAAUAUACUAAUUGACAAAAAACCUUUAUUUUUUGACAGAAUGUUUAACAAAUGUAUAAUCUUCGUAAAUGAUAUCAUCGGUAGGACUGGUGGAGUUAUGUCGCACAUGCAGCUAACAAAAACAUAUGGAAAUGUCGGCUCUACCCAAAAUUACAACCAAAUAAUUGCAGCCUUACCGCAAAAGUGGAAGAGGAAAGUGGAAGGGGGAUAAAGUAAGGAACUUGUCUGUCGGCCUUGCAUUAAAGAACAUAAUUGGUUAAGGAAAACUGUGAUAAAUAAAAAAGUAUAUCAGUUUCACUUAAGGACCAAAGGAUUGACAGCCGUCCCAUAUAGAUUGCAAAAUAGUUGGGAAGAGAUCUUUGACGUACCGAUCCCAUGGCAUAGUGUUUAUGAACUGACACGCAAAACAACACCGGAUUCAAAAAUUUGAAUCUUUCAAUUUAAAUUAUUAUAUAAAAUUCUUGCGACCAAUAGAAUGUUAUUUAUAUGGGGGAUACAAUCUUCCCAGCUCUGCAGAUUUUGCUGUGAAGAGACAGAAUCAUUAGAUCAUUUGUUUUGGUUCUGUCCAUUUGUAGCUUGUUUUUGGACACAGGUCCAGGAAUGGCUAAAGGAUUGCAAUAUUUACCUGGAACUAACCUUGCAAAUAGCAUUACUGGGUGAUCUGAAAAGUCAUAGUCAAUCAAUCAAUAAUAUAAUAAUACUUUUAGCAAAAAUGUUUAUUUUUAAUUCACAAUCUGUAGAAGCAAUGAGAAUAGAAAGGUUCAGAACUUUUGUAAAACAUCACAGUACGGUUGAAAUAUAUAUGGCAAAUAACCCCAUCCAUAUAGGAUUUCUAAGAGAUAGAUGGGAGGUAUUGAAUAGAGUUGAAGGAUGGGACUAAUAACAAAUAACAACAAAUAAUAACAAAGAUAGCUAAUAAUGUAAGCAUACUGUGUCCAUAGUAAGUAUAUAGGUUGUAUGUUGGGAGCUUUUGGGAAAGAGCACAGUUAGAAAGAUAUGGCAUAUAGAAGCAAACCGGAUGGACAUCAUGAAAAUGAUCGGAGAGGUUGAGAGUAGAAGAAGUUCAGGAGCAAAAUAUAUAUAUAUAUAUAUAUAUAUAUAUAUAAUAUAAUAUAAUAUAAUUAUUGUAAAAUUAACUCUGUCCAUAAGGUGUAGAUAGUAAGUAUAGACCGGAAGUAGAGGCCUGGGCAUUGUUGUUCAAUAAUUUACUCCAAGUAGGGAAAGGAUGGUGGGGUUGAAAAGUAAUAAAGGGGAGUAUAUAUAUAAAAAUAAAAUAAAACAUGGGGGAUUGGAAGUGAUGCAGACAAUUACAUUGAUAGAAGAUACAAUCUAUCUGCAAUAUUAAGCUGAUCCAUUCCCCCCGAAAAAAUAAAUAAAAAAUAAAUAAAAAUAACAUUAGCUAACUUCUUCUAAACAACCAGCAGGCCAACUCUUACAAACCACAUAAUUUUAAAUAGACGUGACUAGCGAGAUAGUUGUUGCAUAGGCUUUAUCCUUUUUUCUAACACCAGCUGUGGAUUGCUUGGCUUGCUAGCUAGCUUGCUUGUGUGCAGUGAGCUCGUAUUAGGGCUGUUGCGGUGACUGUAUUACAGCCACACCGGCGGUCACGAGUCAUGAAGGCAGUGAAAUUCCACAUGCGGUAAUUAGGUUUCUCCAAGCUCUAAUGCUGCUGCUGGUCAUUAGUAGCCUACAAAACUUGCUAACUGCCUGGUACUCAGCACUCUAUUGUCCCUCUAAUCACUCUGACAUCAAUGCAAAUGUAUUCAAAAAUCUAAUCAAACACUUAAUGAGAGCCCAUGAGCUUAUGUUGCGCAACAUUUCUAUAGGCUAUGCAAUUGUGCGAGAAAACAGAGUGAUGGCCUCUACUAAAAAGAGGAGGAUCCCAUCAGCUUUCUAUAGGCUAGGCCUACUAUAUUUAUUUCUCAACUUUCCUAAUAUUAAGCACAUUGCCUAUAUUUACAACAGGAGUAUAGCCUACCUGGCUGGCAUGAAAAUAAACCAUGGGGAAAAGCGUCCUCUAUUCGCUAUUUAAGUGCAUAGAUGACAUGUAUUUAUUUCCUGCUGCCCCUGUUUCGAUACAGGUGCAUGAUAAUGGUCCAUUCUAAAUCAAAACAAAUUUCACACAUAUAUUAUUUAGUAAAUGUAAAGACAAGAUUAAAUCAAGAAUAGUCUGAUGGGUGACAACAGUAGCCUAUCACUUGUGAAUUAUAUAUUAUCACUUGAGAAUGAUGCCCAGCAUAAGAAACAAUGCCUUUUGUUUUUGUUGAUUUUUUCGAAUCAUAGUCGCACACCUCAUGUUUUAAUAAGGUUUAUAUCACAACUGAAGUGGCCAAAUAUCUUCUUAAAAUGAAGCAUAUGAAUCCGCUUUACAAAGGGUGUAGAGCCUAACUGGCAUACAUAAGCAGCGCGUGAGUUUCAAGUUUGCACAUCUAUCAUUCCAGUGUUAAUACUAAUUGUAAUUAUUUUGCACUAUGGCCUAUUUAUUGCCUUAACUCCAUAACUUGCUACAUUUGCACACACUGUAUAUAUAUUUUCUGUUGUAUUUUUGACUAUGUUUUGUUUUACCCCAUAUGUAACUCUGUUGUUUUUAUCACACUGCUUUGCUUUAUCUUGGCCAGGUCGCAGUUGUAUUUGAGAACUUGUUCUCAACUGGCUUACCCGGUUAAAUAAAGGUGAAAUAAAAAUAUAAAAAAGUUUGGGGAAGAUAAUUUUCACCAUAGAAAUGCACCUUUUUAUAAUAAAAUUGCAUUUGCGGUCACUUUUGAUAAUGGUGUUUUCCGCUAAUGGAACUUUUGCGCUUAUAGCCUACUACCAUGUGCGCAUUUCUGCGCUUAUAAUGUGAAGAAAUAGCCUAAUAGUUUAUCAACAUCUUAAGCUAAACGUUCUGAUCUGUUGCGUCAGCCACAUUGCGUAAAAAAUGUUUUGUGAUGCUAGUGGUUAUAUUAAUUUGGGAUCUAUCGCAUCCCACAACUGUCCCAGACUAUGUUUGGAAUAUUUAUUUCUCGCACAGAAUAGAAUAGGUCAACUUUUGUACUAUGGGGGAUAGUAGAUUGACAUAGGCUAGUGCUUUUGCUGUUCGUUAGGCAUACUCAUCUUGUUGGCUGACGAAAUGUCUUCAAUAUGCACCUCGCUAUUGGAUAAGGAUGCGUGCAGUUGCGUCCCCGAUGUGUCUGUCUUCACUUGUAGCCUGUGAGAAAGACCCGAUCACGUGAUGGAGUGCGUAGCACUCAGGCAGAAGGGCACAAUGGCCAAUGGGCGCAAAAGGCAUGGAUUUUCUUUGGGUGCAUUACGACCACACAAAGGGGAUGCCGCCGUGAAAUUCUAGGCAUUAUCAAGUGCUUGUCAAAUUGUGAAUGAGUGACUGAUGUAGUGUGUACAGCCUGCGCAAAAAACAAAGCAGAGCUCAUGCCUUUCAACCAACUUUUUUCAAAUCAUCAUUAGAGUCGCAUCAUGCAGCCUUACAAUAUAUUAAAAAUCAAAACAUAUAGCCCAACGUUUGUAGAACAACUGAAGUUACAGUGGGGAAAAAAAGUAUUUAGUCAGCCACCAAUUGUGCAAGUUCUCCCACUUAAAAAGAUGAGGCCUGUAAUUUUCAUCAUAGGUACACGUCAACUAUGACAGACAAAAUGAGAAAAGAAAUUCCAGAAAAUCACAUUGAAGGAUUUUUAAUGAAUUUAUUUGCAAAUUAUGGUUGAAAAUAAGUAUUUGGUCAAUAACAAAAGUUUCUCAAUACUUUGUUAUAUACCCUUUGUUGGCAAUGACACAGGUCAAACGUUUUCUGUAAGUCUUCACAAGGUUUUCACACACAGUUGCUGGUAUUUUGGCCCAUUCCUCCAUGCAGAUCUCCUCUAGAGCAGUGAUGUUUUGGGGCUGUCGCUGGGCAACACGGACUUUCAACUCCCUCCAAAGAUUUUCUAUGGGGUUGAGAUCUGGAGACUGGCUAGGCCACUCCAGGACCUUGAAAUGCUUCUUACGAAGCCACUCCUUCGUUGCCCGGGCGGUGUGUUUGGGAUCAUUGUCAUGCUGAAAGACCCAGCCACGUUUCAUCUUCAAUGCCCUUGCUGAUGGAAGGAGGUUUUCACUCAGAAUCUCACGAUACAUGGCCCCAUUCAUUCUUUCCUUUACACGGAUCAGUCGUCCUGGUCCCUUUGCAGAAAAACAGCCCCAAAGCAUGAUGUUUCCACCCCCAUGCUUCACAGUAGGUAUGGUGUUCUUUGGAUGCAACUCAGCAUUCUUUGUCCUCCAAACACGACGAGUUGAGUUUUUACCAAAAAGUUCAAUUUUGGUUUCAUCUGACCAUAUGACAUUCUCCCAAUCCUCUUCUGGAUCAUCCAAAUGCACUCUAGCAAACUUCAGACGGGCCUGGACAUGUACUGGCUUAAGCAGGGGGACACGUCUGGCACUGCAGGAUUUGAGUCCCUGGCGGCGUAGUGUGUUACUGAUGGUAGGCUUUGUUACUUUGGUCCCAGCUCUCUACAGGUCAUUCACUAGGUCCCCCCGUGUGGUUCUGGGAUUUUUGCUCACCGUUCUUGUGAUAAUUUUGACCCCACGGGGUGAGAGCUUGCGUGGAGCCCCAGAUCGAGGGAGAUUAUCAGUGGUCUUGUAUGUCUUCCAUUUCCUAAUAAUUGCUCCCACAGUUGAUUUCUUCAAACCAAGCUGCUUACCUUUUGCAGAUUCAGUCUUCCCAGCCUGGUGCAGGUCUACAAUUUUGUUUCGUGUGUCCUUUGACAGCUCUUUGGUCUUGGCCAUAGUGGAGUUUGUAGUGUGACUGUUUGAGGUUGUGGACAGGUGUCUUUUAUACUGAUAACAAGUUCAAACAGGUGCCAUUAAUACAGGUAACGAGUGGAGGACAGAGGAGCCUCUUAAGGAAGAAGUUACAGGUCUGUGAGAGCCAGAAAUCUUGCUUGUUUGUAGGUGACCAAAUACUUAUUUUCCACCAUAAUUUGCAAAUAAAUUCAUUAAAAAUCCUACAAUGUGAUUUUCUGGAUUUUUUUUUCUCAAUUUGUCUGUCAUAGUUGACGUGUACCUAUGAUGAAAAUUACAGGCCUCUCAUCUUUUUAAGUGGGAGAACUUGCACAAUUGGUGGCUGACUAAAUACUUUUUUUCCCCACUGUACAUGAAUAACUCUAAAUUAAGAAUAUAGGCAUACCUAUUUCUUUGUUAACCGAUCAACACAGAAUAGCCGCAUGUGCGCACUCCCUCAAAUCGUUUGGAGAAAAUAUCCUUUCUAUUUUAUUCAGCUUUGUUCGGUUGAAUUCUUCAUACUAUAAAAUAAUGCCACGGAAUUCUAAGCAAAUUUUGUCUGCUAAAUGAACUAGUGUAGCCAACAGCCAUUUGGUAUAGCCAGAUAAGGACCUAACAUAAGGACAACUCAGAGUAUACUAUUCUGUUCUUCUGAAAUAGACUACAUUUUUUUAAUAUCAUGCUUCUUUAGACCUGUCUAAAAUAAAUAAUGGAUUUAUUGUGAAGGUGUAGGCUAUAGACGUCAACAACAUUAUUUGGGUAUAAGUUGACUGAGUAUGAACUUUUAAAAGUGAGAUUUUCACUGGCAGUUACUUUAAACUUCAAUUUAAGUCGAAUUUUCACUUCAUCUCCCAUUGACAUCAAUGAUGAAAGUGAAAAUAUGAUUUAAGCAGAAGAGGAUUUUGCCUCUCAGUGCUUACUGAGCGCACUCAAGGGCUUAGAGUUUAUACAAAGGUGCAAAGCCCCUAUUCAUUAUUAAAGUGGAGAGAAGGCAAGUUGGUUAUUUUGAUUUCUUUUUGACAGUUUCCCUCUGUCUCUGCAGGUGUUACCCAGACAGACAUGUGGCCUCUUCACUCACACUAUCUUCUAUAACGAGUACCCAGGUGGAUCCAAAGAGCUGGACAAGAGCAUCAGGGGAGGGGAGCUGUUCCUCACUGUCCUCCUCAACCCUGUGAGUUCUAGUUUGCUCUGGAGAUACUCUCCCUGUCAUUACUGGAGCUGCUACCUAUUUCAGGCCGCUGCUCUAUCUGGAAGAAUCUUAACUUGGGAAAUGGAAUUGUAACGAACAGACAGUGAAAAGUCUCACUUUCCUACUCACCUGUUGGAUGGUCCUCUAACCCCCCCCCCCCCCCCCCCCCCCCCCCCCCCCACAGAUCAGCAUCUUCAUGACCCACCUGUCUAACUAUGGGAAUGACCGGCUGGGCCUGUACACCUUUGAGUCCCUGGUGAAGUUUGUUCAGUGUUGGACCAACCUGCGGCUGCAGACCCUGCCCCCAAUGCAGCUGGCUGACAAAUACUUCCAGACCUUCCCUGAGGAGAGAGACCCCCUCUGGCAGGUUAGGGAACUGCAAUUAUCAAUUAUUAUUAUAGACAUGGUAAUGCAUUGGUUGUUAGUUACUGUUUCCUAUUUUAGUUUAAGUUUGGCCUAUCAUUUUAUUUGAGUUUGCAAUGAAAUUACUUACUGAUGAGCUAUAUAUAUUGGAGACCCUAAUCGAUCCCCUCUAUCUGUCCUCAGAACCCAUGUCAAGACAAGAGGCAUAAAGACAUCUGGUCGAAGGAAAAGACCUGUGAUAGACUACCCAGGUUCUUGGUCAUAGGCCCACAGAAAACAGGUGAGACCCUGUGGCCGGCCAUUCUCCUCCGACAUAACCUCUCUCGCUCUUCGCACACUCUCUCUUGGCCAGAAUGUGUAGCAUGAUGGCAUUUGUGGUGGUGAGUUUCAGUCUAACCAAAAGUGUAUUCAUAUGUGUUAUUUCAGGCACCACAGCCCUGCACUCGUUCCUGAGCCUCCACCCUGCCAUCACCAGUAGCUUCCCCAGUCCUGUCACCUUUGAGGAGAUCCAGUUCUUUAGCGGACCCAACUACGACAACGGCAUUGACUGGUAAGACAACAUUACUGCCCAUUCUUUAAACACUCUAAUGAAGCCUGUUGCCACCUCACCUCAACAUUGCCUCUGUGUAGUUCCGUCAUGCUUACUUGUAGUUUAGUCUUCCUCCAUAUUGCUCUCUUAUCUAGUUCUCUCAUAUCAGUGAGAACAAAUAACAGUAUGGUCUAUUUGGUCCUAGGUGGAAAGGGACAUGGCGCAGGAAGCCAUUCAAAGUUAUUGGGACAUUUUAUGUCAUAAGCUCUCCACUGGCCCUCGGUAAACCAAACUGCUCUCCCCCCUCCUCUUUUCAGGUACAUGGACUUCUACCCCUUCCCAUCGAAUGUCAGCACAGACUUCAUAUUUGAGAAAAGUGCCAAUUACUUUGACACGGAGGUGGCCCCUAAGAGAGCGGCGGCCCUGCUAUCCAGGGCCAAGAUCCUGGCUGUGCUCAUCAACCCAGCGGACCGCGCCUACUCCUGGUACCAGGUGGGUCUAUCGCACUACACUGAUCAGAUUUACCAAUGUUCAGGAUCAGCUCUAACUACCUCAGCCAUAAUAUGAACCAUUAGGGUCAUGAAAUAUAAACUGUUCCCAGACCAUUUUGACCGUUAAGUGACCACACAUGCUGAAGAUACUGCUGGAUGUAGAGUCAUCUGUUUUUAUUUUAGCUUCACCUGUGAGGUUUAUUUGCUUGUAGUUACUAUGUUACUUUAACAAGCAAGGUAGGUCAAUGUUAUCUUGUUACUUGAUCCCUCUGAAGCCUGACCUCUGAUAACCUUUGACUCAUGAUGGCUGACCUUUGACCUUUCCCCUGUGUGUGACCCUGCAGCACCAGCGGGCUCAUCAGGACCCAAUGGCCAUCAACCACACAUUCCAGGAGGUGGUGACAGCGGGGCCUGCCUCCCCCCGAGAGCUGCUCAUUCUGCAGAGACGCUGCCUUAAACCUGGGGCCUACGCCACACACCUGGAGCGCUGGCUACACCACUACCAGCCCAGCCAGGUAACACUUACUGGAAAUACACAUACACAUACACAUACUAUACGAGCACAGCUAGAUACUGAAAACUACAGGAGACACCCCCAGUCACCAAUUCAAAAUCUGAAAUAUGGCUUCACAGUAUUUUCCAUGCUUGAUCAUGGCAGUACCACCUGUGUGAAGGCCCGAAUGUGAGAGGUGUGAUUCCUGUUUCCAGGUGCACAUAGUGGACGGGUCCCAGCUGCGAUCCAACCCUGCCCUGGUUAUGGAGGGCAUCCAGAGGUUCCUGGGGGUCACACCCAUCUUCAACUACACCCAGGCUCUGACGUACGAUGAAAGUAAAGGGUUCUGGUGCCAGAGGGUGGAAGGUGGACGACCCAAGUGUCUGGGCAAGAGUAAAGGCAGGAAAUACCCUGACAUGACCCCUGAGGUACAGUGACAUCACACACGCAACAUUAUCCCCUGUUGCCAGCUUGCCAUGAUGCAUUUUGUUUAACUUCUGUCAUGUAGAUAUGUCUAAACAAGUGCCUCAUACAGUCCUUACCUGACUGUUCUCUGCUGCGUGUAUUACAGUCGCGUGCCUUCCUGACGGCGCAUUACCGGGAGCACAACAUGGAGCUGCUGAGGCUGCUGAACCGGCUGGGCCAGCCCCUGCCCGUCUGGCUGAGAGAGGAGCUGCAGAGCUCCAGCUGGAGCUGAGACUGGAACCACAGUCUGGAAUGGAGCACUGGCCCACCCGGCCUGGCCCGGGGGGAAGAGGGCCCUGUUCACCCACACCAACACCAGUCACUACAGAGGGUGAACGAGGUGAGAAGGCGGGGGGACAGCCCCCUAUCAGGACAAUGGACUCCGAAGCGCCACUGUAGCAACCAAACCUCAUGGGUGGAAUAAUGGCCUCUAAUAAGGGAGUUCAUGAGUUGGACUGCUGAAACAACCCUCGCUCUUUCACCUUGCAGUCGCACACAUUGUCUUCAUCCAGAAAGUAGAGGACUUGUCUAAGCCUGCAACCGGUUAGACUGACUGACGCCAGGGUCUGGUAGACUGAGAGGGGGGUCUAAUGUCAUCUCACCCCACUCUUUAACAAGAACUGACCUCACAGGAUAUCCUGUGGCCCUGUAGCGCAUGAAUGAGCCCGGCAACAUGCGUGUGGUCACAAGCUCACACACACACUUCUCAUUUCUUCAGAAGAAUGAUUGUAAAACAUUGUACAUUUUAAAUCUGUUGUAUAUUUUGGGUGGGUGGGUGUGGGGGGGAAAUGUGACAGAAUAGACAUUGACUAAACCAGACAGCGUACUGUAGUGCUCUGGACAGAGGCUUGUGCCGUAGGAUGGAUGUAGUGUAUUAAUCACAGGCCACAUCUCCUCCAGACUCUCUGUGCAUUCCACUACCCCAGAGCUGAGGCCAUUGGAGUACAUUCUGAUAAACAAGCUGUCUACUAUAGGCCCCACAAGUCUACAGAGAAACCACACACUUUAACGUGCACUUUCCCCAUCUCUCACAUAGGUACCCAGCCAGUUUAGAGCUGUGUAGAGAGAGGAGGAUGAGCUAGAGAGAGAGAAAAAGAGAGGGUAUAUGUCUCUGCCUGUGACUGUCCGUCUUAAUAGGAGCUGCUGUCUUGUUUUGUUUUCUGUUUAUUUUGUAAAAACUACAAAACAAAGACCAACGCUGUAUCAUCUCUAAUAAACUCAGAGAGGUUGGAAUGGA